This is a messenger RNA of Magnolia sinica, 2034 nucleotides long. RefSeq names its product protein DETOXIFICATION 27-like. NCBI's taxonomy places the organism in Eukaryota, Viridiplantae, Streptophyta, Magnoliopsida, Magnoliales, Magnoliaceae. Gene Ontology annotation, molecular function: xenobiotic transmembrane transporter activity; antiporter activity. The transcript has 8 exons. Gene Ontology annotation, biological process: xenobiotic detoxification by transmembrane export across the plasma membrane. The coding region runs from base 559 to 1983 and encodes 474 amino acids. Gene Ontology annotation, cellular component: membrane. The record is from RefSeq and is a predicted model, not a curated record.
UCUAGUCCCAACUAGUGGGCACUAAGUAAUCCAAACCAUUGGAAUCUUAUUACGUAAGAUGAUCUUAACGUAUUUUUGAAUAAAAAAAUAGGUAAUUUAAUUAAAAAUGCACGAUGUAUUUAAUAUUCAAGCUAGGAUCUUUGAAUCCGAGAAAAUAUUUUAUUAUGGCCCACCCAUGAUGGGAUGCAACAGACCAAUGGUCUUGAUUAUCGAACCAUACGGCCCCUUUUUAAGACUUCAAAACAUCAAGCGCACGUGAAAAGAGGAUCCUAUGAUUCCUCCCUUUCACUUAUCUGUCCACCUAUCCAUCUGUUUAUAUAUCCAAGAACCCAAUGGACUAGGAAUAUAUUCACUCUCCAUUCUUCACAAAAUAUCUUCUAAGAGAAUAUGGUUAGUUGAAAAGAAAUGAUUCAUUUGCUACUCGAGCCUGAAACUAAAGGAGUUGGAAUAUAUUCACCCACCAUUCCACAAAAAGAAAUCUUGUAAGGGAAUAUGAUUAGGAGAAAAGAAGAAAUGGUUCAUUAACUACUCGAGACUGAAAUCGAAUCACACGAAGAAAUGGAAGAAGGUAACUUAUUUGACAGGGUGAAGGACGAAUCCAAGAAGCUAUGGCGGAUUGCGGGCCCUGCUAUUUUCAGUAGGCUCACCAUAUACUCUGCCAACCUAGUAACGGUUGCAUUUUGCGGUCAUAUUGGCAACGUAGAGCUUGCUGCCAUGUCCAUAGCCAAUAACAUCCUCCUAGGAUUCAACUUCGGUCUUUUGCUAGGCAUGGCAAGCGCACUGGAGACUCUCUGCGGCCAGGCAUUCGGGGCCCGCCAAUACUCCAUGUUGGGCAUCUACUUGCAGCGAUCAUGGAUUGUUCUCUUCCUCUGUGGACUUCUCUUGCUGCCAACCUAUAUCUUUGCAACACCGAUACUCAAACUGGUAGGUAUGAAGGACGAGAUUGCGACGAUGACGGGGGCCGUUGCUAUCUGGGUCAUUCCACUGCACUUCACCUAUGCCUUUCAGCUACCUGUAUAUAAAUUCCUCCAAUGCCAGUUGAAGAAUGUGGUCACAGCAUGGGUCGGUGGAUUUGUGCUGGCUAUCCAUGUGUUCGUAAGCUGGCUGUUUGUAUAUAAACUCAAUCUUGGACUGUUUGCAGCAACGAUGAUGUUGAACUUCUCAUGGUGCCUGAAUGCGGUGCUGAUAUUUACGUAUGCGGCAUGUGGAGGCUGUCCUCUCUCGUGGGGUGGAUUCUCAUGGGGGGCCUUCUCUGGCCUGUGGGAGUUUACCAAGCUAUCAGCCGCUUCUGGCGUCAUGUUAUGCUUGGAGAACUGGUAUUAUAGAGUGUCGAUCCUGCUGGCCAGUUAUAUGAAGAACGCUGAGAUUGCAGUGGACGCCCUUUCAAUAUGCAUGAACAUCAAUGGGUGGCAAUUGAUGAUUCCUUUGGCAUUCUUCACAUCUACUGCAGUGAGGGUAGCUAAUGAACUUGGAGCGGGCAAUGGGAAAGCAGCCAAGUUUGCGACGAUCGUUGCUGUGGUAACUUCGAUGGUGAUAGGAGCAAUCUUCUCUGCUCUAAUACUAGGCUUCCAUGAUAAGUUUGCUCUCAUCUUCACCUCAAGCGACGUCGUUCUCAAAGCCGUCGACAAAUUGUCCAUCUUGCUCACCUUCAGCAUUCUCCUUAACAGCGUGCAACCUAUUCUCUCUGGUGUUGCGGUCGGUUCGGGGUGGCAAGCAUACGUUGCAUACAUAAAUAUUGGAUGCUACUACUUCAUUGGACUUCCGGCGGGUAUUCUAUUGGCAAUCUUAUUCAAUUUCGGAGUUGAGGGUAUAUGGAGUGGUAUGAUCGGUGGGACUCUCAUCCAAACGUUGAUAUUAGUCAUCAUCACAAUCCGGUGUAAUUGGGAUAUGGAGGCUGAAAAGGCUAGGAUUCGCCUUGAUAAAUAUGGGGGCCGCAAUGUGUUAGAAGCAUCGGACGGCAGUAAAGACUCUACGGUGUCUUAAAUGUAAUCUAAAUAGUAGAAUAAACGGAUUAUUUAUACACUCAUAAUAGAG